AAAUGGCCUGCAGAGCUGACGCUGAUCUUAAACCUCAGCGGUUUGAAUUCACAGUUCUGUCUGAACAGAUCAGCAAACUUAAAGAGGAUGAAUUGACUCUACAUUUGAAAGAUUCUGAGCCUGAAAUAAUCCCUGAUGCUACCCUGCAGGUAGAAGGAGAAAGUUUUUAUGUUAACCGUCAACAACUGGCACUCCAGAGUCCAUACUUCAGGGCCCUGUUUUUUGGAUGUGGUGUAGAGAGCCACAGAAGGAAGAUUGAGAUCAAAUGUGUGAGCCUGCAGCAUUUUAGCAUUUUGAUGGAAUAUGUCAGGACAUGCAAUCUGCCACUGAGCAGGGAAAAUGUCCUGGGGAUUCUUGAGACUGCAGACUUUUUACAGUUGGAGGGUGCCCGGAUGCUAUGCUGCAAGUUCCUGGAGCGUGAGCUGCACCUCAGUAACUGUCUGGGGAUGAUGGCCUAUGCCUGGAGGCUGGGCUGUUUUCAGCUCUACAGGGCAGCAAGACAGGUGGUGCUUGUACACUUCUCUGCUAUUGCUGCUGAGGAGGACUUCCUGUCCCUGUCUAAGGAGAACAUAGCAGACCUUCUUAACAGUGAUGACCUAACCAUCUUCAAGGACGAUCUUGCCCUGGAGUCUAUCCUACGUUGGGUGUCAUUUGACCCCAAACGAGAAGAACAUUUUCUGGAGCUAAUUGAGCUGGUGAGGCCUGAGUCACUCUCUUUACCAUUUCUCACCGAGCUCCUGACCAGAAUGAAAAGCUCUGAUCCCAGAGCUAAGCUCAUCUGCAAGCUGAAUGAACAUUUUCCUGCAUCUUGGUCAGUAGGCAAGUCAAUGAGAAGAACCAGGGCCAGAGAGACUCUCUUUUUGCUGGGUGGACCACAUGAACAAGAGCAACAGACAUUGUACCAGUUUUAUCCCCACAGUGGGAGAUGGCAGAGCUGUGCACCUCUGCAGAGGAAGAACCUCACACAGUACUCAGUAGCUGCUGUAGGAGACAAUGUGGUUGUAACAGGCGGCUACUUCCGGGACAUCCUCUGGUUCAGUGUUGACUGGGUCAGGAUAUACGAAUGCGGGAACCAGCGCUGGCUUGAUGGGCCAGCUCUGCUGAAGUCCAGGCACAGCCAUUGCUCCAUUGGGCUGGACUCUGUGCUCUACGUCCUGGGAGGCAGCAUGGAUGAAGGACUUGUGGCUGAUGUUGAGAAGCUGGUACUGGGGUCUGAGGGGGAGUGGGAGGGUGUCAGUGCCAUGAUUAGGGCUGUGGAGAGGGCAGCCACUGCGGCACUGGACUCUUGUAUCUAUGUAGCUUGUGGCCUGGAUGAAAACGGGGAGGUGUAUGGAGGAAUUCAGAGGUAUGUGGUGAAGGAGGAUCAGUGGGAUGUAAUUUCCUAUUCCCCAGUUCCACGGUAUGACUUGGUUGCAACAGAGCUCAACGGUGCCCUCUAUCUGUUUGGAGGACAAGCUUUGCGAUUAGAUGUGGAAACAGAUGAGUGGACCCUUCUUGAGGAGGACUUUCUACAGAAGAAGUUUUUCUCUGGCUGCACAACAGUCUGCGGACAGAUAUACCUGCUCAGUGAGAGGAAGGGUAACAAAGCAUUCCCAAACAUGGUUCUGAUGGACCCUUACAUAGACACCUACAUUGAGGUGGAUGAUGCCAUACCCUGCUCUGUACCUCUCAGAGGGUGUGUGAUGGUCAGAAUGGUAACUUGAAGGAUAACUAA
Molecule: messenger RNA, 1714 nt
Organism: Cheilinus undulatus (humphead wrasse)
Lineage: Eukaryota; Metazoa; Chordata; Actinopteri; Labriformes; Labridae
Product: kelch-like protein 23
Exons: 3
Coding region: 3-1703 (566 amino acids)
Molecular function (GO): protein binding
Source: RefSeq, a predicted model, not a curated record